UAAGCACUGUUAGUUUGUAUUUCAGCAAAAAACAUCUGAGAGUUGUUUAAACAGGCAUGCAAACAAAACACGCCCUGUGGUUGUAACCUAAUGAGUUAAGGGCCUUGAUGGAGUAGACCAGGAAGGGAGAAGACCGAAAGAAAGAUCGCACUUUGAAUGUUGACAGCGUACACGCAUUCUAGAUGGCAUAAGGACGAGAGGUGUCUCACUUUUUAUCUGACAUUUGUUAGCCACAAAAAUGGAUUUGUUAAGCAGAAUUUGCACUGCCGUGUUACCGUGGAUACUUGUGGCACAGGUUAUAGUAAUCAAAGAGUGUCAAACUGCCACAUUAUCCACAGGAGAAAACACCACGAUAACCAUUACAUCCUCAUUUCCAAAGGCCAAUUGCAGUGUCUGCGUUCUGAAAGACAAGCAAUUAACCUGUUCAUCUGAGCUCCGCCUCCAACCCAGAGAAAAUAGGACUUACAGCUUCAGCUGUCCAGAGCCCCAUAAAUUCUUCACCAUUGAAAUCAGCAAAAACACUGUUUGCAUUUCCAACUUUUGCUCCACUGAAGUUAAAGAACUACUGUCUUUGGCAUUCCCGAAGUUCAACAAUACUUUAAUCUGGGAUAUCAAUUUUUCUGAGAACAAAGCUCUAGUACUGGAUUUCUUGGGGUCAGGGCUGAGGCAGAUUAAACCGUCGGAGAGCUGUCCAGAUCACCUGACUUACAGCAUCCUCACUUACCUGACUGCUGAAAUACAAAGCAUCGGCACUUUCUGCAGGAGGGGUCCAGUUUCCAAAAUCCAAGUGGAUAAAGGAGCGAGGGUAUCUCUGCAGAUGUCAGGGAAAGAGGAAGUAGAUGAACCUGGUUUCAGUAUGGCCAUUGGUCCCCCAAUAAAAAAAUGCUGCAUAAUUGAAGUGAAGUUAUUGCCGGGGUCUUCCGUGAACCUGCUCUCCCCAAACUACCCACUGAGUUUCUCAGAUGACGACCUAAUGUCCUGGAUGUUUACAGUCCCUGAGAACAACAAAGCCAGCGUGCUUUUCCUGAACUACACCCAGCCGAACUGCAACAAGAAGAGUGAGAGGGUGGAAUAUGCAGUGGCUGGAUACCAGUCCACCAUUGGGAAGAGUUUGACUGAUCAGCAGCCAUCCUCCAUCCGUGGGAAUUUCGAAAUGCAGCUGGAGAACUGCAAAAUGGACAAGUCAGACCCUGGGAAACUGUCCUUGGAGUUUCGAGUUGAAGCCUUUAAUGACAGCCAACAAAAUCAUUUUUGGAUUGACUUGCAAAAAGAAAAAGGGAUCAAUGUUACGAUAAAGCAGAAGAAAGUGAAUCCAAACUGCCAGAUCUGUGUUGGUACUGCUUGCCAGCCGGAGAUCACGCUACAGUCUGGAAAGAAGACCAAAGUCAUCUUCAAGGACUGCAACCUGGAGGAACUUGGCAUGGCGGUCACCAAAGACAUAGGUUGUUAUAACUGGGAGGAGUGCCCUGUAAAGGAGAUGCCCCUCGAAGUGCCAAUUUCCCUUGCCAAACUGCAUGUCCCCCUGGAAAGCCUUACCUGGCAGCUGAGGGCUCCCACCGCCAGCACUGUGGUGCUGAGCCCUGGCAAAGCUAAGCUGAAGUACCUCCUGCCUGGGGACAAAUGCAGGGAGGGCUUCUACUACAGACUGGUGGAGGAGGACGAGUCUGAACUGGGCAAGUUCUGCCCUCAGGGAUCCAUCGAGAAAGUCCAGAUCCACUCCAAUAUCUCUGUGGUACUGUUAGCCAUCGGCAACCACAGCCAAAUACUGGAACCCUUUUUCAAUGUUACCUUCGAAAAAGAAAUCACAGAGAGCUAUAUAUUCACUGUUUCCCCUGAACUGGGCGUCAUGAGCUACCUGGUGACCCCUAAAUGGCCUGAGGGGAUGGCCCCCUUGUCCUCAGUGUCUUGGAAGGUUUCAGUGCCGCCGGGCCACAUGGUUCAGGUCAGCUUCCUCAAUGCCACCCAGCCGGAGUGCCGGCAGUCCCACACCAGCGUCUCCAUCAAGGGGCAGAGCUCUGUGGAGGAGGAGCUCAGUCGCAGGGAGGACGAGCUGUUGCCCGAGCACCAGACCAUGACGGAGGACUUCUGGCUCAACAUGUCCAAUUGCAAGCCUGAGGCCACCAAGAAGACUUUCAAAGUGAUGUGUCGGGUCACGCUAAUAGAGAAGCGAAACGACCUCAUCAUGAAAAUCGCCAUUGGAACUCUUUCAGCUGUUUUGGUUAUUGUGGCUUUUAUUGUAAUUAUCAGCUGUGUUAUGAAAAAAAAGAAGAAAAAAAAAAUCCAGACAUCAAUCUAUAAUCCAAAUGUGAACACCUUUUUUCCCGGGCACCCGCUGUUCUCAAAAGGAAGGCGAGACAAUGACUCUCACGUAUACGCUGACAUAGACGAGACCAUGAUGUACGGGCAGCUGCUGAGAGGGCCUGGCAUGACACCCCUCCCAGAGGUGGACGUCUACCGGCCUUUUGAAGGCCCUGUUGGAGACAGGCCCCCCACUCCCCCCCCUCUCUUUAACCGGGGCAAGUCCAAGGCGGUCGGUCCAGAGGUGGAUGUCUACAGGCCUUUCUUAGGUCCAGUUGGAGACGAACCACCCAUUCCCAUUUUUAACCGGGAAGCCAGCAUGCAGGCAGUGGUGGACAGUAAGUUGUACACGUUUCAACAACACGAGCAAGAGGCAGAAACACCAGGCAAUGAGGAUGAGCUGCCACUGCCUCCUGCUGACGAAGAAAUGGACCAGAAUAAGGAGGAGUCAAAAUGAUGCUGGACAUCCAAAGAUGUCUAAUAUCUUCACUAUUUAGAGCCUGGAUAGUACAGCACUGCUUUAUUUGUCACACUCCUAUAUUAUGGUGCUGUUCUAACUGAACAGAAUUCUGUGUUGGUAAAGUGGCUACCUUGUUUCAUUAACCACCAUUCACUGAAUUUUUUAAAAUAUGAUUUAAAUGUAUGUAUAGAAGCAACACUGUUUUUAUUAUUAUUUUAUUAUUGUUAUUAUUUUAUAGAAUCCAUUCUUUUGAGUCUUAAGCAGCAGUGCAGGAAACUCGGUCAGCCUCAGGGAAAGGUGUGUCCUUGGGUCAGAUGGGCCAAAUGCAGCUUUGUAUUAUCACUGUUUACAAAGGCUGUUAAAUAUGACUUUUAGUUAUUAUUAUUAUUUGUAUAUUUAGAAGACGCCUUUAUCCAAGGCGACUUACAGAAACUAGGGUGUGUGAACUAUGCAUCAGCUGCAGAGUCACUUACAACUACGUCUCACCCGAAAGACGGAGCACAAGGAGGUUAAGUGACUUGCUCAGGGUCACACAAUGAGUUAGUGGCUGAGACUAGAGAAUAGAAUUAUAUUGCAAAAGACUUAUUGUGGAAACGUUUGCCUUUUAUGCAGUGGCUUCCCUGUUCUCAGGUCCGUUGUGGAAUCAUGGGUGGUUGUUAUAACUAUAUUGUUGAUGGCUGUGUUUUGAAAAACUCUCAUAGCUAUGACACUGUUUUGGGGCAUUGUGGCCCCAAUACUAGGGCAUACAAUCUUCAAUAUGAUGGCUGAAAGCACUCACCCUUGAAUACCUACCCUAAAUACAUAGCGUAUAUGAUCUUAAUUACCAUAUCAUCUUGUUUCCUUGUGCAGUUCAAUAUGGUCAUUUGUAUUAACAACUGGCCUCCAUGUUUUUUUCUUUUUAAACCGGUAUUGUUAUCAUUCCUAUGUUCUGAGAUGGAAUUAGCGUUCCCUUCCCAGUGAACAUUUUGAUGUAGUUUCACUUUGUUAUAUAUUCAUCUAUUUUCUAUGUUAAAAAAAACAAACACAUUUGUAUAUUUGUCAUAUUGUUGUUAGUUGUGUGUUUUUUCUUGUUUUAAAUAAAGUUUUUUAUAAGUGCA
This is a messenger RNA of Acipenser ruthenus (sterlet), 3855 nucleotides long. RefSeq names its product CUB domain containing protein 1b (gene cdcp1b). The record is from RefSeq and is a predicted model, not a curated record. The coding region runs from base 239 to 2755 and encodes 838 amino acids. The transcript has 9 exons. Lineage: Eukaryota; Metazoa; Chordata; Actinopteri; Acipenseriformes; Acipenseridae.